Molecule: messenger RNA, 3473 nt
Organism: Mizuhopecten yessoensis (Yesso scallop)
Lineage: Eukaryota; Metazoa; Mollusca; Bivalvia; Pectinida; Pectinidae
Product: AP-4 complex subunit epsilon-1-like
Exons: 19
Coding region: 115-3108 (997 amino acids)
Biological process (GO): receptor-mediated endocytosis; intracellular protein transport
Cellular component (GO): AP-4 adaptor complex; membrane coat
Molecular function (GO): cargo adaptor activity
Source: RefSeq, a predicted model, not a curated record
AUAUUAGAGUUCUCCCUACACUUCCGGUAAAAAUUAUAGCUGUCAAAAUGCAGACCAGGGACCCCUAGGGAUCUACGUCAGACGAAAUGCUGAUUUAUAUAAGGCUACAUAACGAUGUCUGAUGUUGUGGAGAAGACAUUGGCGUCCAUUCCUAAAUUCCUAGGGGGAGGAUUUCUCGGAGCCGGUCAACCCUCUUCACCGAAACACGCUUCUGUUCGAGGAUUCAGCAGUUUUCUGCGACAAAUCAACAAAGCAAGAUCGAAACAUGAGGAAGAACACAUCGUUCGACAUGAAAUUGUUGAGAUGCAGCAGAGGCUGGCACUACGAGACACCACCAAGCAGCAGACAAGUGACUGUCUGUGCCGGGCCAUUUACUGUGAACUCCUCGGCUACGACCUAUCAUCUGUAUACAUCCAUGCUGUCAAACUGGCGCAGCAGGGCACAGGAUUUGAGAAGAGACUUGGAUACCUUGCCUGUUCUUUGUUACUGAAUGAAAACCAUGAGUUGAUUCUGCUGCUGAUCAACACAAUACAGAAGGAUUUGAACAGUAGUAACAUCUUAGACAACUGUGCAGCACUGACUGUAAUCUGCCAGCUGGUCAACUCGGAGAUGAUCCCUAGCGUGUUACCUCUAGUCCAGGAAAAACUCAAACAUCCAAGAGAGCUGGUGAGGAUGAAGGCUGCUAUGUGUGUGCAUAAAUUCCUGCUGAAGACGCCGUCCAUGGUUGACCAUUUCCAGGACCAGUUCCAGAGAAUUCUGUUUGAUAAGGAUCCUGGUGUGAUGUCUGUUGGAGUGAAGAUCUACUCCGUCCUCAUACAGAGUCAUGACCAAAGUCAUUCCCACAAGUUGACCGAGAAUCUGAUUGGGAUCCUGAGUCAGGUGGUCAGUAACAGAUUACCGUCGGAGUUUGAGUUCCACAAUGUUCCCAUGCCGUGGCUACAGAUGGACAUUCUGAAGACGUUAGCCAAGCUUGGGAUGGGCAACAAACAACAAAGUGAGCUGAUGUAUCCAGUACUGAAGGAUGUCAUACAAAGGCUGGACAUGAAGGAAAGGGUGGCUUACGCUAUCCUGUACGAGUGUAUUGUCACCAUCACCACUAUCUACCCCAAUGAGGAACUGCAAAGGGAGGCAACCACGUGUGUCAGUCGCUUUAUAGGAUCCACAAACCCUAGCCUGAAGUACAUAGGUAUCAAGGCAUUGACUGCCCUGGUCAAGAGUUGUCCAGAAUCGGCCUUGGAACAUCAGAUGACCGUAGUCGAGCUCCUGGAUGAUAAAGAUCAGGCAAUUCAGCGUAAGACCCUGGACCUGCUGUACUGUAUGGCUAACCCCAGUAAUGUACAGGUUGUGUGUGAUAGACUGUUACGCCACCUCAGUAACAACACCACCAACACCUUCCUGCAGCUUGACCUUGCUACCAAGGUCAUCCAUCUGGCAGACAACUUUUCUAGUUCCUACCAGUGGUAUGUGGACACGGUGUUCAAGCUUCUGUCCUCGUGUAAAGUAACGCUCCCUAGAGAACUCCUCAACAAGGUCGUCUACGUCAUUGAGAAAGGAUGUGAAACAGACAAAAAUGGUGACAAGUCUCCAGAAUCCAAAGGUUUCCAGCAAUAUCUCCUCAAAAAGUCUCUCGGGGCUCUGUUCCAGGACAGCGUCUCACCGCAACUCCUCCUGGUAUCAGUUUGGGUUUUGGGAGAGUGUGGUAAUCUUUUAAAGAAUAUGCCAAGCGAAAAAGUGAUCACCCUUGUUUUGAAACACUUCCAAAAACAGACACUAGAUGUCACCACCAAACUGUGGAUGACAUCAUCAUUGACAAAACUUGUCUGCGCCAAAGUGUUGGACAGAGAUGUUGUCACUAGGAGGCUGGCGGAGGCGAGGGAGGAGGAGAAGGAUUCUGUGGUCAGACAGAAACUGACAGACACUUUGAACAUAGCCGAGAGCCAGAUAAACCUACUUCUGCCAACCAUGUCUUCUAGUCACACCAAACAACUGGACCAGAUGGACUUCACAUUAAGUUUCCUGGAUGACUAUGUUAGCCAGUCCCUAACAAAAGGAGCCCAGCCGUACAAAGCUAAGACACUGCGGUUCCAGCCUCACCAGCCAGACUCAGACUUAUUCUGCGGACUGAAUGGUGUAACCAAGGACAACACAGAGGGCCUUACCAAGGAAACCAUGUCCCAGGGGUCAAGUGUGUCUGGGAAACUCACUGGAGGAUCAGAGGGAGGCAGUGACCUAUCUGGAGGUCAAAGGGAGACUGGACUCAACAUGGUAGGGGUGAAACGUGUGUGGGGCAGAAAGGGUCUGAUAUCUGACCCCCAGUCAGACACGGCAAUGGCAAGGUCAUUGAGUCAUCAAAGGGGAGACAACCAGGAUAUCCCAGGCACCCUCGGAGGUCUGGAGAAUGAGAUGGAGGAUGACAAAGCCAAAAAAUUAGAACUAGCCUCAGCUCUGUUUAGUGGAAUCACAAAUAAACAGAAUUCUGGAAUGGAGAACCAGGAAGGGUCUGUGAGGGGUUUAUCCUCAUCGUUAGAUUCUCGGUCCCAAGGAAGCGAGGAGUUCGGUAGUUUCUGUUCUGUGUCCCCCAAACCACUCCCAACCAAUGACACAGGGGGCUGGAGAAGUCUCCACAACAAAGCCACGGCUGAAACUCCAGUCACUGAAAAUACUCUCUCAGCAUCCAAUGACAAUGAAAGAAAAUCUUCACACCUAAAUAGUAAAACUGAGGAAAAUUCUGUUGAGCAAAAUGUUUUUACAGGACUUUGUGAUGAUGCAGACUCAUCUGUGUCAAACUUGUCUAUAAAUGUUCCCGAUCUCAAUACAGACUUGACUGCUUCAUUGUAUGCCGAAGGAAAAGAUGACUUACUAUCUGAUAUAAGUAUAAUGGACCCUCCCCAUCACUGGGGUCAGGCCCUCCAUAGAGACGGUAAUUUCUGUAACAUUGACGAUCGCCCCUGUUUACCUGGCUCUACCAGUGCACAUAGCCUCUAUGAUGUCUUAUCUCCAGAAAAUGGAAAUCGUCAGUUUGUUGCCAUGGAAACUCAAAAUGAGAAACAAGUGAUGGACCGGGACACUACAGAAACAUUGUAUGAUGAAUAUACUGAUCAAACAUAAUUAAAUUUAAAUCAAUAAAUUAAAUAGAAAUGAACUUGUAUUAAAAAUAAAUGUAUGUGAUGUGUUUUGUUUCUAACCACAAAAACGUGUUGUGUUAAUGUGUUGACAUCCCCAUCCUAUCCUGUAUAUAUCGUAGGAAUAUAGGAUUGUUUUCUUCAAAAUAUAGGAAACUUAUAGGAAUUAUGCUAAAAAUAUAGGUAACUUAUUAUUAAGGAUUUUCCAUCCAUGAUUUGUGUUGAUAUUUGAGUUUAAAUGCAACAUAUAUGCAAUUUAUGCAUUAUCAUCAUAGAACACCAUCCCAUGUUACAUAAAUGUCCAUGAUUUUGUAUCACAAAUGAAAAUUGUAAUGAAUUAAAAGAUUCCAC